Molecule: messenger RNA, 2851 nt
Organism: Helicoverpa armigera (cotton bollworm)
Lineage: Eukaryota; Metazoa; Arthropoda; Insecta; Lepidoptera; Noctuidae
Exons: 7
Coding region: 311-2479 (722 amino acids)
Source: RefSeq, a predicted model, not a curated record
UCUACCAUAAAGCUACAACUAAGAACUACUUACAAACCUCCGGCCAAGCCAUCGCGAUGACAAUUUCUUUCAUUUCAUUUGGUACGAAAUUCGAAAAGCGAUUUAAAAUAAAAGAAAAAAAUAUAUCAUGUAUCUAUCAAAAAAGAGGAAAAUUUUGUUAUUGUAGAUUUAACCACCAAUGUCUUUCAAAUUGUCGUCGUUUUUAAUAACAGUUUUACCGUUAAUUUUUCUCUUAAAAUUUAGUGACUAUUAUAUUAGUUCGUUUCUUAUUCUAAAGAUAAUUAAUUGUAUGUGUGAAAUGUCACAUUGAAUGAGCUUCGAAGUGGAUCGGUACUCGUCUGCGUGGGCACAUAUCGCCCUUUGUGCGGAUCUCACAUGGGCUACGGAACCUCCCGAUGAAUUCAUUAUAGCUAAUCAGCGUCUCUGGGCACAGCAUUGUCGUGUGUCUCAAGUUCUACAAGACACAUCAUUGGAAUCACAAAGUUUGCAAUCAAAUAAUCAAUGCGAAUUAACAGAUAAUAAACGUGCCAUAUCAAGCCAAAGCCAAGAAAAUGGAAGCAGUAGUGGCAGAAGAAGUGUGAAAGACGUCAUACCAGAGUCCAGAUUGGCACAAUUCUAUGGAAAUUUUUAUUACGACGAAGUCAGAGAGAAAUGUUAUACAAGUACGAAUGAAAGAACAAACUUGCGAGGGUAUAACGGACAGGGUUGCGAAAACUCGGACCUCACGGAAUGCUGGAUGCUGCCUGAGGUGGAGUACUGGUUCCGCAAGUUAGUAGACGAGUCAGCAGAGCGCAGUAUGUUUCCGCGCCGCCGUCGUCAGUACAGGAUGCUGCCCGACGAGGAUUUAGGAAUUAAUUGGCACCGAUCGGCAGCUAGCGAGCGCUGGGGCCCGAGUGGGGCGCGAGCCGCAGGCGAAGAAGCGGCGCUGGCAGCGCGGGUGCUCAGCGUGCGGGCACUAUGGGCCCCGCCACAGGCGCCCAGGGGCCCCGCACAUUCCUCGCACGCGCCCCGCGCGCCCAGCCCCCCGGCGGUGUCGCGGAAAAUGCGGGCAAGGCGUCGCCAGCCGCGGCGACUGACUGCACUCGCCCCGCCGCCGCCGGCGUACUGCCUCGACAUGCCUGCACAACUCUUCUGCGACCCGACUUGCAAAUUCCAGUUCGAUCCGCCGCGGCCUCCUCAGCUGACGGAGUGCCAGCGCGCCAUGGGGCGGCUGUCGGCGAGCGUGCAGGCGGUGAUGCGCGCGUCGGCGGCGCGCUGCCCGCCCUACCGCGGCACCAACGUGAGCCGGUACGCGCCCACGGGCCAGCGGCCGGCGCGCUGCCCCGAGCGCCGCUACGGCGUGUGGUGGCCGCGCGACCACCCGUCGCCGCGCCUCGACCACCGCUUCCACCUCACGCACGUGCACCACGCGCCGCCCGGGCCCGCCGGACAGAAGGCGCCCGCGCGGACAGACCCCGAAGACGGCAAGAAGGAAGAAUUACCCGAGGAAAAGGAAACGACCAGCAGUACCAACGAACAAGUAACGGUUCCCACCACCGAACCUCAGACCACACAAGGUGAUAAGCCCGAAAGUCCAAAUACUCAAGACAAAAACGUGGCUGAUGGCCAGCUGCCGUCGACUAGCGCGGCCGCCAUGGACACCGGACUGAGGAAGAAGCGCCUGUACAGCACGGUGCUCAGCAUGAGCGCACCGGCGCCUAUUGGCCUCACCCCGGUCGUCAGGCUGGCGCAGAAAUUAGUUACACCUGGCCUACUGAAACUGAACCCAAAAAUGGUGCUCCCUGGAUCAAGGGUGCGCCCACCGACUGUCGAUCAUAAAUUUGAAGAAUUAGAGAAAGAAGCGUUGGAGCAGUACAAAGCUUCAGAUGAGAGUAUAGACACUAAGUUUCGGGAACUAGAAAAACAAGCUGUUGAGCAAUAUAGCACAAGCAACAGUAACACUAGCUGCAGCAGCGGCAACUCUGCAGAGAAACGUGCCUCGAGCUCUCCUUCUGAGAGCGAUACAAAGAGUAAGCAGCCGGCAAAAUUUCAUAAGGAGAAACCGGUAGACAGUGUCGUCAUAUACUCACAGAAUUUUCCUGACCUGAAUUCUAAGGGGCAGACGUCCAGUGUAAUGAAUUUAAAAAACUUCCACACCCCCCCGAGGGGGGAAAAAAAGGAGCAAACCCAUAGACCGAGUAAGAACUUGCGCAGUUUAAAAAGUGAGUCCCAGCGAGCGGCCUCAGACACGGACUACGAAGCUCGGGAAAACCUGAAAGGCAACCACAAGGGCCCCAUGCGAUGGACGCUGCACGUGGUGCCGCCCAAGAAGCGGCACCUGACGCUGUGCGUGUCGGACUUCUCGUCGGACGAAGACUUGGACGACGGCGGCGUGUCCAUGAAGGACGCGGGCCCGUGCAUCAAGAACCACGUGGCGGGCAAGGUCAAGAUGUCGGCGCACGGCGGCGGCGACCUGCACCCCAUCAUGAGGAAGACGUAGCGGCGCGAGCUACCCCUUUGUACUUACCCUGUACACUCCCGCCACUGACAGUUGAACAGCAGUGGCAAAUUGUGAAUUGUGGCAUUCGUGGCCGGUCACCAGCGAAGCCUAGUCUCCGUCCUAGUUGUCGUAUUAGUAAAUUCAUUUCGUGAGUGACGUACUGAUAUAUUUUUGACUAUUUUAUAUGAUGCGUCCGUCAACUUUUAGUGGUCGGAGUUUGUUUUUGAUAUAAUUAUUGCUGUGAAUGGAGUUUUUGUGGGAUCCCUCGUAGACCUGUAUCGAACUAUGUCGUGACCGGCGUGAACCGUGUACCGAUAAAGCUGUUUUAGCAAUGUGCUUAUUUUUACUAGUCAUAAAUGCUUUGUAUAUAUA